UCAUUAGAAUAUCUUAUGAAUAUUUCUUCUUUAUUUCCAAAGGUCUAUUUGAGCACGAGGACUGGAGCUUACGUAAUUCAUAGGCUGGGGCCUGGAGGUUAUCCAAUAGACUACAAACUUUUUCGACGUUACCUUGUUACUUGGUUGGAUAAAAUGCCUAUACAAAUAUGCAACUGGUACUUCGAAAAAUUCUAUAUUGAACCGAGAUUUAAUCAUAAGCUCUACAAUGUACCUCCAAAGUACCAUGUUUUAAGCAAAGAUCCAGUAGUGAGUGAUCACAUUUGUUCUAAACUGCUAUCUGGAUCUGUAGUCCAAAAGAAAAGAAUUGAACGGCUUACAGAGAAUGGCGUCAUUUUUGAAGGAAGCAAUGAAGAAACGGAAAUCGACUCUAUAAUUAUGGCCACAGGCUACACAUGGAAUUUCCCAUUCCUAGAGGAUGGAAUAGUCAAACAAGAAAAAAAUGGAAGAAUUAACUUAUAUAAGGUAAUGUAUCCUCCCCAAUUAAAACAUCCCACUCUGGCAAUAAUUGGAUUCCUGUUGCCUUAUGGAGCUUUGUUUCCACUCGCUGAAAUACAAUGCCGAUGGGCAGCUCAUAUCUUUGCCGGAAAAGGACAUUUACCAUCUUCAAGAAAGAUGUUAAAAGAUAUUAAAAAACAGUUUGAAGCGAAUGAGAAAAGAUUUUGCUCUAGUGACAAAAUGACUUUAAGAGUUGAUUAUUUGCAGUAUUUGGAUGACAUAGCAUCGCAGUUUGGUGUAAAUCCUAAUUUUGCUAAAUUAUUUUUUACUGACAUCAAAUUGUUUUGGAAGCUUAUUUGGGGACCAAGCGUUCCAUACCAAUACCGACUACGAGGGCCACAUAAAUGGAAUGGAGCUCGAGAUGCCAUACUAACUUGCAAAAAACGAUUAAAGGCUCCUUUAAUUCCAGAUAAAUAUGAAAAGAAAAAUUCUCAGCAGUAGUAGAAUUUAAGGAAACAGGUUUUACAUUCCUCCUUUAAUAAUAUGAUGAUGUUUAAAACAGAACCUUUGUAAGACUCCAUGUUUCUUUUAUGAGAUUUUUAUGAAUAUGGCUAAUCUGCUGAAAAAUAUUGUGCCAACAAUUGAGUAAAUUUCCUUUAAAAUAUGUUGUUUUUAAAAAAGUUUAGUAUUAUCUAUUAAAUUGUUCAAUUGCUUUUA
This is a messenger RNA of Stegodyphus dumicola, 1173 nucleotides long. RefSeq names its product flavin-containing monooxygenase 5-like. NCBI's taxonomy places the organism in Eukaryota, Metazoa, Arthropoda, Arachnida, Araneae, Eresidae. The record is from RefSeq and is a predicted model, not a curated record. Gene Ontology annotation, molecular function: NADP binding; flavin adenine dinucleotide binding; N,N-dimethylaniline monooxygenase activity.